AUGAGAAUCUUGAUAAUACCUAUGUCCUAGGGUUAAGAUAUAAUUACUACUACUGGGGAGGCGGCUCAGGGUAAGGGCUCCUGCUACCAAGCCUCACAAGCUGAAUUUUGUCCCUGAGAUCCACAUGGUAGAAGGCGAGAAAUGACUCAAUAGAGUCUGAACUCCACAUGUACACUGUGACACAUGUAUGCCUGCGUGCACACACACACAAACAAUCAAAUAAUACAUCUUAAAUAAAUAAGCAAACAUAAUUCCUGGACCAGUAAGAUGGUUCAUCUUGUACAGUCCCUUGCCACCAACGCUGAUAAACUGAGUUAGAUCCCUAGGACCCACAGGGCAUAUAAAGAGAAUGGACGCCUACAAAGUGUCCUCUGACAUCCACACAUAUGCAGCAGUACCACUGGCACACACACACACACACACACACACACACACACACACGAUGAAAAAAGAAACAGAAUUACUAAGCCGGGUGCAGUGGAAAACACCUGUAAUCUCAGCACCCGGUUGGAGUGUAGAUUGGGCUACACAGGGAGACUACCACAAAAGAAAAGAAGAGAGUGAGGGAAGAGAGAAAGAGCUGUCAGUUAUGCUUAGUCAUGCAAUCAAUAAACGGGCCAUUUUAAUAUGCUAUACAUGCAUGUUCAAUCAAAAAAUAUUGACACAGCAAAUAUCUAUAUAACCAUUACUUAUUGAACAGCCUAUUUUGUCUCCACUGCCCAGUAGUGCUAAAAACUGUCAUAAAUCACACACACAUACACACACACAUCACAUACAUGGCUCAGCUUCUGAACUAUACUUUUUUUUAUUGUUGUGCUGUUUUGUCUCGGUUUGGUUUGGUUUUAAGACAACCAAGUCUUGCAAUGUAGCCCAGGAUGGCCUCAAAUUUGUAAUGAUAAUACUCCUUUCUCCCAAGUUCCAGGAUUAAAAGCUUGUGCCACCACCCAUGGCUGUAUUCUAUUUUUAAUUACUGUAGAUUUAUAAUGAGCCUUGAUAUCAGAUACGGCAAGUCUUCCCAUCUUGUUUUUUUCCCCAAAAGGUUUUGGCUUUUCUUGGUCCUUUGGAUCUCAAAGAUAUCAAUUCCAAAGAAAAAUAUGCUGAGAUUUUGUUUGGUAUAGCCAAUGCAAAAUGCCAAACCAAUCACUCUGGGAAAAACUUACAUCAUCACUAGAUGUUAUAUAUUUCUCCACUUUAUAUCCCUUUGAUAUUUACUAUUUGACUCUUUUUUCAUAGAGAUAAUGCACAUGCUAGUUUUGUCCUAAGUACUUAAAAUUUUGUUAUUGGAAAAUGACACCAUUUUUUUCUUAUUUUAGCUUUUGCCUGCUUAGUGCAGGUAUCUAUUUGGUGAACUCUUAACCAGUGCCGUUUCACUUGCCAGCCUCUGGCUUACAAAUAUCCCAUUUGCUCCCUGUUCACCCUCCCAACUGACACUAUUAUUCCCCGCCCCCUGACCUUAAUCCCUCUAAGGCUGGAGGAGGAGAGAGGGGACUGUGUGCAGAUGGCCCUUACAUCUCCAGAGGAGGAUGUCGGAAUCUGAAGGCAGGAAAGGUGAGAGCAGCCAUCCACCCCUGAAGACCCUUGGAGUCACCCUGGGCUCUGGUCCACCCUCACCCUCUCACCUACCCACUGCCCACCUGGAUCCUACUUCUGGAGAGUCUCUGGUUCCCCAGAGUAUCAUCACCCUCUUCCUACCUUUUGAUAUUCUCAUCCUCCUGACCAUCUUUGCCAAUUGCGUGGCCCUGGGAGUAUACAUCCCCUUCCCUGAGGACGACUCCAACACUGCUAACCACAACUUGGAACAGGUAGAAUACGUGUUCCUGGUGAUUUUCACCGUGGAAACAGUGCUCAAGAUCGUGGCCUAUGGGCUGGUGCUCCAUCCCAGCGCCUACAUUCGCAAUGGUUGGAAUCUACUCGACUUCAUCAUCGUCGUGGUCGGGCUGUUUAGCGUGCUCCUGGAGCAAGGACCCGGGCGGCCAGGCGAUGCCCCGCAUACUGGAGGAAAGCCGGGAGGUUUCGAUGUGAAGGCACUGCGGGCAUUUAGGGUGCUACGGCCACUGAGGCUGGUGUCUGGGGUCCCAAGUAAGUGCAUACGCCCCCGACCCCCGAGUUGGAGGUGGGGCUCCAGGCCCAGAGCAAAUGCGCUGAGCCCGCCCAUCCCCGCCACAGGCCUGCACAUUGUGCUCAAUUCCAUCAUGAAGGCGCUUGUGCCGCUGCUGCACAUUGCCCUGCUGGUGCUCUUCGUCAUUAUCAUUUACGCCAUCAUCGGACUCGAGCUGUUCCUCGGACGCAUGCACAAGACGUGCUACUUCCUGGGAUCUGAUGUGGAGGCAGAGGAGGACCCAUCGCCUUGUGCGUCUUCUGGCUCUGGGCGUUCAUGCACGCUGAACCAGACUGAGUGCCGCGGGCGCUGGCCAGGGCCCAACGGUGGCAUCACGAACUUUGACAAUUUUUUCUUUGCCAUGCUAACUGUGUUCCAGUGUAUUACUAUGGAAGGCUGGACAGACGUCCUCUACUGGAUGCAGGAUGCCAUGGGGUAUGAGCUACCCUGGGUGUAUUUUGUGAGCCUCGUCAUCUUUGGCUCCUUCUUUGUCCUCAACCUUGUGCUUGGCGUCCUAAGUGGGGAGUUCUCCAAGGAAAGAGAAAAGGCAAAAGCACGAGGUGACUUUCAGAAGCUUCGAGAGAAGCAGCAGAUGGAAGAGGACCUUCGGGGCUACCUGGACUGGAUCACCCAGGCUGAGGAGUUAGACCUCCACGACCCUUCGAUAGAUGGCAACUUGGCUUCUCUUGCUGAAGAGGGACGGGCCAGCCAUCGACCACAGCUGUCAGAGCUGACCAAUAGGAGGCGUGGACGACUACGAUGGUUCAGUCACUCUACUAGAUCUACACACUCCACCAGCAGCCAUGCCAGCCUCCCAGCCAGUGACACUGGCUCCAUGACAGACACCCCAGGAGAUGAGGAUGAAGAAGAGGGGUCUCUGGCUAGCUGUACACGCUGCCUAAACAAGAUCAUGAAAACCAAGGUCUGCCGCCACUUCCGCAGAGCCAACAGGGGUCUCCGUGCACGCUGCCGCCGGGCUGUCAAGUCCAACGCCUGCUAUUGGGCUGUACUGCUGCUCGUCUUCCUCAACACGUUGACCAUCGCUUCGGAACACCAUGGACAGCCUGUGUGGCUCACCCAGACCCAGGAGUACGCCAACAAAGUGCUGCUCUGUCUCUUCACGGUGGAGAUGCUUCUCAAACUGUAUGGUCUGGGCCCCUCUGUCUAUGUUGCCUCCUUUUUUAACCGCUUUGACUGCUUCGUGGUCUGUGGGGGCAUCCUAGAAACCACUUUGGUGGAAGUGGGGGCCAUGCAGCCCCUCGGGAUCUCAGUGCUCCGAUGUGUGCGCCUCCUCAGGAUCUUCAAGGUCACCAGGCACUGGGCAUCUCUGAGCAAUCUGGUCGCAUCCCUGCUCAAUUCCAUGAAGUCCAUCGCAUCCUUGCUGCUUCUCCUCUUUCUCUUUAUCAUCAUCUUCUCCCUGCUUGGCAUGCAGCUGUUUGGGGGCAAGUUCAACUUCGACCAAACCCAAACCAAGAGAAGCACCUUUGACACCUUCCCCCAAGCCCUCCUCACUGUCUUUCAGAUCCUGACAGGUGAGGAUUGGAACGUGGUCAUGUAUGAUGGUAUCAUGGCCUACGGUGGCCCCUUCUUCCCAGGGAUGCUGGUGUGUGUUUAUUUCAUCAUCCUCUUCAUCUGCGGCAAUUACAUCCUGUUGAACGUGUUUCUUGCCAUUGCUGUGGAUAACCUAGCCAGCGGGGAUGCAGGUACUGCCAAAGACAAAGGCAGGAGCCUGGUGGAGAGAACGAGGACGCAGAGGGUGCAAAGAGUGAAGGAGCAGCGGAGAUUCUGGGCAGGAAAUGAGAAGAAUUUGUCCUGUACCAAGCACAGUUCCAGGAGCUUUCCAUUGACUUCUCAACCACUUUCGCUUUUUGCUCUUUUUCCAGCACCAGGCGUAGAGGAAGAGGAAGAAGAAGAGGAGGAGGAGGACGAGGAAGGCGGUGCAGGGCAUGUGGAACUCUUGCAGGAAGUUGUACCCAAGGAGAAGGUGGUACCCAUUCCUGAAGGCAGUGCCUUCUUCUGCCUCAGCCAAACCAAUCCACUUCGGAAGGCCUGCCACACCCUCAUUCAUCAUCAUAUCUUUACCAGCCUCAUCCUGGUGUUCAUCAUCCUCAGCAGUGUGUCCCUGGCCGCUGAGGACCCCAUCCGAGCCCACUCCUUCCGCAACCAUAUUCUGGGAUACUUUGAUUAUGCCUUCACCUCCAUUUUCACUGUGGAGAUUCUACUAAAGAUGACAGUGUUUGGGGCCUUCCUGCACCGGGGCUCUUUCUGCCGUAGCUGGUUCAAUAUGUUGGAUCUGCUUGUGGUCAGUGUGUCCCUCAUUUCCUUCGGCAUCCACUCCAGUGCCAUCUCAGUUGUGAAGAUUCUCCGAGUCCUCCGAGUCCUCCGGCCCCUCAGAGCCAUCAACAGGGCCAAGGGACUCAAGCACGUGGUGCAGUGUGUGUUCGUGGCCAUCCGGACCAUCGGAAACAUCAUGAUCGUCACCACCCUCCUGCAGUUCAUGUUCGCCUGCAUUGGUGUGCAGCUCUUCAAGGGAAAAUUCUACAGUUGCACUGAUGAGGCCAAACAUACCCUGAAAGAAUGCAAGGGCUCCUUCCUCAUCUACCCUGAUGGAGAUGUGUCACGGCCCUUGGUCCGAGAGCGGCUCUGGGUCAACAGUGAUUUCAACUUUGACAACGUCCUUUCAGCCAUGAUGGCCCUGUUCACUGUCUCUACCUUUGAAGGCUGGCCUGCGCUGCUAUACAAAGCUAUAGAUGCGCACGCAGAAGAUGAGGGCCCUAUCUACAAUUACCACGUGGAGAUCUCGGUAUUCUUCAUUGUCUACAUCAUCAUCAUUGCCUUCUUCAUGAUGAACAUCUUCGUGGGCUUUGUUAUCAUCACCUUCCGUGCCCAGGGAGAGCAGGAAUACCAAAACUGUGAGCUGGACAAGAACCAGCGCCAGUGUGUAGAAUAUGCCCUCAAAGCCCAGCCACUCCGCCGAUACAUCCCCAAGAAUCCUCAUCAGUACCGCGUGUGGGCCACUGUGAACUCUGCUGCCUUUGAGUACCUCAUGUUUCUGCUCAUCCUGCUCAACACGGUUGCCCUAGCCAUGCAGCACUAUGAGCAGACUGCUCCCUUUAACUAUGCCAUGGACAUCCUCAACAUGGUCUUCACUGGCCUCUUCACCAUUGAGAUGGUGCUCAAAAUCAUCGCCUUCAAACCCAAGCAUUAUUUUGCCGAUGCCUGGAAUACGUUCGAUGCUCUUAUUGUAGUGGGCAGCGUAGUGGACAUUGCCGUCACAGAAGUCAAUAAUGGAGGCCAUCUUGGCGAGAGUUCAGAGGACAGCUCCCGAAUAUCUAUCACAUUCUUUCGCCUCUUCCGAGUCAUGAGGCUGGUCAAGCUUCUCAGUAAGGGUGAGGGGAUCCGAACACUUCUCUGGACGUUCAUCAAGUCUUUCCAGGCCUUGCCCUAUGUGGCUCUUCUCAUAGCAAUGAUAUUCUUCAUCUAUGCAGUCAUUGGCAUGCAGAUGUUUGGCAAGGUGGCUCUUCAGGAUGGCACACAGAUAAACCGAAACAACAAUUUCCAGACCUUUCCACAGGCUGUGCUGCUUCUGUUCAGGUGUGCCACUGGUGAGGCAUGGCAAGAGAUCAUGCUUGCUAGCCUUCCCGGAAAUCGAUGUGACCCUGAGUCUGACUUUGGCCCAGGCGAGGAAUUUACCUGUGGUAGCAAUUUUGCCAUUGCCUAUUUUAUCAGCUUCUUCAUGCUCUGUGCCUUCCUGAUUAUAAAUCUCUUUGUGGCUGUGAUCAUGGAUAACUUUGAUUAUCUAACCAGAGAUUGGUCUAUCCUGGGCCCCCACCACCUUGAUGAAUUCAAGAGGAUCUGGUCUGAAUAUGACCCUGGAGCCAAGGGCCGCAUCAAGCACCUGGACGUUGUUGCCCUGCUGAGACGCAUCCAGCCCCCACUGGGAUUUGGAAAGUUGUGCCCACACCGAGUGGCCUGCAAGAGACUUGUGGCAAUGAAUGUGCCCCUCAACUCAGAUGGAACGGUGACAUUCAACGCUACACUCUUUGCCCUGGUUCGGACAUCCCUGAAGAUCAAGACAGAAGGGAACCUGGAUCAAGCCAACCAGGAGCUUCGGAUGGUCAUCAAGAAGAUCUGGAAGCGGAUAAAGCAGAAACUGUUGGAUGAGGUCAUCCCCCCUCCAGAUGAGGAAGAAGUCACCGUGGGCAAAUUCUAUGCCACAUUUCUGAUCCAAGAUUAUUUCCGAAAAUUCCGGAGAAGGAAAGAAAAAGGGCUACUAGGAGCAGAGGCCCCAACAAGCACAUCCUCUGUCCUUCAGGUUGGUCUAAAAAGCCUACAGGACUUGGGUCCUGAGAUCCGACAGGCCCUCACCUAUGACACUGAGGAAGAAGAAGAGGAAGAGGCAGUGGGUCAGGAGGGUGAGGAGGAGGAAGCUGAGAACAACCCAGAAACAUACAAAGACUCCAUAGACUCCCAGCCCCAAUCUCAAUGGAACUCCAAAAUUGCAGUGUCUCUACCUGUGAGGGAGAAACUCCCAAAUUCUCUCUCACCCGGGCCUAGUGAUGAUGAUGAUGGACUGGCUCCCAACCCCAAGCAGCCCAGUGCACUCCAGGCUGGAUCCCAAGCCCACAGGAGAGGCUCUGGAGUUUUCAUGUUCACUAUCCCAGAAGAAGGAAGUACUCAGCUCAAGGGAAUUCAAGAGCAGGACAAUCAGAAUGAGGAACAGGAAGUCCCUGACUGGACUCCCCACCUGGAUGAGCAGGCAGGGACUCCCUCCAACCCAGGCCUUUUGCCACCCCACUGGCCCCAGAGACAGGUAAAUGGGCACCAUGGACCACGCCGACGUUUGCUGCCUCCGACACCUGCAGGUCGGAAGUCCUCCUUCACCAUCCAGUGUCUGCAACGCCAGGGCAGUUGUGAAGAUUUACCCAUCCCAGGUACCUACCAUCGUGGACGGACCUCAGGACCAGGCAGGGCUCAGGGUUCCUGGGCAGCCCCUCCUCAGAAGGGUCGACUGCUAUAUGCCCCCCUGUUGCUGGUGGAAGAAGCCACAGUGGGUGAAGGAUACCUCAACAAACUCAGCGGGCCACUGCGUACCUUCGCCUGUCUGCAAGUGCCUGGAGCUCAUUCAAAUCCCAGUCACCGCAAGAGGGGCAGUGCCGACAGUUUGGUGGAGGCUGUGCUCAUCUCUGAAGGCCUAGGUCUCUUUGCCCAAGACCCACGAUUUGUGGCCCUGGCCAAGCAGGAGAUUGCAGAUGCAUGUCACCUGACACUGGAUGAGAUGGACAGUGCUGCCAGUGACCUGCUAGCCCAGAGAACCACCUCCCUUUAUAGUGAUGAGGAGUCUAUUCUCUCCCGCUUUGAUGAAGAAGAUCUGAGAGAUGAGAUGGCCUGCGUCCAUGCCCUUUAAUUUCUUACCCCUCAUCCACUGCUCAAUAAACCCCCUGCCCUUCCUUCGCCCAGAAGGAGGCAAGCAUUGACCACACACUGCUGGAUUUUAGUGUCUUUGCACUGGCAGUCUGGGGCAGCCCAGCAGUUUCCAUCCAUCCCUUAUUGCAUCCCUGAGCCACUGCCCACACACGAGUAUUUCCAGAAACCAGGACAGCUAGGCCUGAUUAUUCAGCGUCAGGGAAGGAGGGAGGAGGAGGAGGAGAAAGAGACAGCAGCCAAAAAAAGCUGGAGACAGAGUGGAGGUGGGGGAGAAGGAGGGCACUGGGCAGAUGGGGGAAGGGAGCAGAGGAGAUACUGGGUGUCCGGAUAACAGAGACGUCACAAGGGGUCAGUCAGGUCAGCCCAAAGAAGGACGGACUGUAGAAGAGUUUGGACAGGGCAAAGGCCUAGAGGUUAGAGUUGGUAGCUUAAGCAGAAAUGUCCUCUCACAGCAUCAAGAAGAAAAGUCUAAAUCCAUUGGUAGAAAUUUUAGGUGACAGCAAACAGUGGUGCUUCCGGCUCCAGGGAACCCAUUCUGAGCCCCCUUGAUCUCUCAGAAACACCUGAGAGUGACUCUCUUCCCACACAGAUGCCUGAGCUCCUCUUUCUGCUUCUCGCUCUGCCUUGGGGAUCUCAUUCAUUCAGGGAAAGCUUAUCAGGCAUUUGGCGUGGGCCAGGUACCUUGCUGGUUUCCCUCGGGGCAAACUAAGGUGGCUUAGACAUAUGACAUGUUUAUCUAAAGUGGGAGUCAGCUCCACUGCAAAGGAAUUGACCACCGUUUAAUCAUCCUUCCUCACUCUUGAAGCAAGGGGUUCUUAGCGGUAUCUUUUGUGUCAACCAAGCCAGGGAAUUUGGGGGGAGCCACAAUCGAAACCGGGACUCUGAGCACACAAUUAAUUACACUGGGCCUUGAAACAAAGGUUUGAAGAAGUUGGGCUGGUGUAUGAUGAAAGAGCAAGUUAGGGGAAAGCAUAGAGAGUGGAGACAGACUACUGAGAACUAGGGUCGGAGGCCAGGUCAUGCAGUCUUGAAUGCCAGGUCCUGAGAUGUCUGCAUUUUCUAUCUGAAAGUAUGGGGAAGCACAGGAAAGACUUGAGUAAGGUAGUGACAGAGUUAACUAUGCAUUUUAAACAGAUGCUCUGGUGGUAUGCUGAAAACAGACUGGAGGGGAAGAGAAUGGAGAUGCUAAAAUGGUCAGAACUGGUGGUUACCUUAGCCAGGGAAGGAAACAGGGGAGAUGGUGGCAAGUCAGUGGAUUCCAGAAUAGUAAAGAAAGUAAAAUGAUCCCUGCCAUGAUCCCUGUACUAAGUACAUUAGAGUUGAUUGUCUUUUUUAAUCAGUAUGACAACCCUACAUAUAACAUUUUAAAACAUUUUGCAUGUCUAAGGUCAAACAGGAGUAAAUAUUAGAAAUGAGAUUCAAGCAACUGAGUGCCAAAAUCCAAACAACUAGGAAGUAUCUAUUACAUACUUGUGUUUUUUUUAAAUAAAUAUAGGGGCCAGGCACGGUGGUGCAUGCCUUAAAUCCCAGCACUUGGGAGGCAGAGGCAUGCAGAUCUCUGUAAGUUCAAGGCCAGCCUGGUCUACACAGUGAGUUCCAGUCAGGGCUAUACAGAGAGACCUUGUCUCAAAAAAGUAAAAUAAAAUAAAGUAAAUAUGGGGGCUAGGGAGAUAGCUCAGCAGUUAAAAAUGAUUACCACCAAGACCCGAAGACCUGAGUUGGAUCCCCAGGACCCAAGGUAGAAAGAAUUGACUCCCACAAGCUGUCUUCUGACCUCCCCCUGUGCAUCCACGCAUACACACAGUAAAUAAUUAAAUGUAAAAAAAAAAAAUAGGUAUAAAAGCCAGAGCUAGCCUAGUUGUGGUGGCGCAUGCCUUUAAUCCCAGCACUUGGGAGGCACAGGCAGGAGGAUCUCUGAGUUCAAGGCCAUCCUGGUCUACAGAUCAACAGCCAGGACUGUUACACAGAGAAACCUUGUCUGGAAAAAAAACAAAACAAACAAACAAAAAAGCCAGAGAUAGCAUGAUGGUACUUGCCUAUAAUUCCAGCAUCUGGGAAGUAGAGGAAAGAGGAUAAGGAAUUUAAGGUUACCCUCAGCUACACAUGAAAUUCAAGGCCAACCUGGGCUAAAUGAAAUUCUAAUAAAUAAAUAAAUAAAUAAAUAAAUAAAUGGCAUCCAUUCAACUGUUUCGAAAUUCAAGCAUACCGAGGGUUAUAAAAUGAUGUUCUUUUCCCGCUGCUGACAGUGUUAUCCAUUAUCUUUUAUUAUCUGUGUAAGAUGAUGCACUCAUAGGUUAGCACUCAGAAUCUUAGUGCUUUUUAUAUGCAUUUCUUAAUGUGGGGUUGACCAUCUUAACCUCAACUAUAUUUUAUCCCUUGGAUUUUGUAACAUGGCAAUCAUCACUGACCUUGACGGGUCUCGGUUUAGUAUCAUGAAAGAGGGCAGUCCAUUAAGAGAUGGAGGACCCACACAGUGAAAAGAGAGAGCCUGCUCUGGCAAGCUGUCCUUUGAUCUCCACACCUGUAUUAUAGUGUCCCCCCUUCCUUCCCUCCCUACAUCCCUCUCUCCAUACUAAAUAAAUGUAGUUUUUAAAAAAAGAGGGUUAACACACAAUAAAUAAAUGUAUUAAAAGAGAAGGCCAAGAAAAAAACAGAAGGUGAAGUACAGAGUUAAAGUAGGCAAUAAUUUGACCAAGAAGAAGAGAGAAAUUGAGGUGGUUAGAGUUUGGGGAUGUGCUUAAAAAUGCAGAUUUCCCAAAAGCAAUCCUCUAGACCUUGAACUGUCUUUUAAACUAUGGAGACGUUUAAACUGCAAAGACUCUGAACACUGCCGAUUACUGUGUGACCUUGUGCAAGUCACUUAAUCUCUCUGGAGACUCAUUUUCCUCAUCUGUAAAAACAGGACUAACAGUCACUACUAUAUAGGGAUUAAAUGAGUGAAGACACGUAACAAACACAGCGCUCGGCCUGGCCAAAUACCGUAGAACUGAGCGGUCCUCCUAUCCCUAGGCCGCUACCUGUGUUUUCUGAAAGAUUUACCGACUCCA
This is a messenger RNA of Peromyscus californicus insignis, 10572 nucleotides long. RefSeq names its product calcium voltage-gated channel subunit alpha1 F (gene Cacna1f). Gene Ontology annotation, cellular component: voltage-gated calcium channel complex; membrane. Bases 1524 to 7505 code for a protein of 1993 amino acids. Gene Ontology annotation, molecular function: high voltage-gated calcium channel activity. The transcript is spliced from 45 exons. Gene Ontology annotation, biological process: calcium ion import across plasma membrane. The record is from RefSeq and is a predicted model, not a curated record. Lineage: Eukaryota; Metazoa; Chordata; Mammalia; Rodentia; Cricetidae.